This is a messenger RNA of Penicillium vulpinum, 1419 nucleotides long. Its product is annotated as fungal specific transcription factor domain-containing protein. The annotation marks the transcript as partial. Gene Ontology annotation, molecular function: zinc ion binding; DNA binding. Gene Ontology annotation, biological process: DNA-templated transcription. The record is from RefSeq and is a predicted model, not a curated record. The transcript has 4 exons. NCBI's taxonomy places the organism in Eukaryota, Fungi, Ascomycota, Eurotiomycetes, Eurotiales, Aspergillaceae.
CGGAAAUCGACAUCUUCUACAUACCCUAGACAGGAGAGCUCUGCUGAAAUUCUCGAACAUCAAACGAAUCUGCAACACGGCAAAAGCGUCUAUCAUCAGAAAGUGUGGAAUCGAACAGACAUCUGGAUGCCAAGCAAAGACUGCAGUGAUGUUUUACUGCAUCAUGGCUUUACGUGGACCUCAUGGAUCCAUUUUGCAGUUCAUCUGCAAACAUUCGAGCUAGAGCAUGAGUCUGCUUGGAUGAACGGGACAUUCCUUGGUGGUGAUGCUCUCUGGCUUGCUGUAUAUUUUGGCUUCAUAGCAAUGAGUCUUAUGUUUAUGGAUGAGGACGAAGCUAGAAGAGCGGGAUUGCCCCUAGAAAACACGUCUGAGCUUGUUCAGAACUGGUACGGCACGGCGCUAUUUUUCCUCAACGAGGCGAAUUUCAUGCGGAACCCCGAUUUCAAGACAGUACAGGCCAUUGCCAUACUUCUCGGACUGGCCAAAAAUGUUGGGGACUUUGAUCUUCAACCAGUUCUUCAAGCUACAGGUAUAAGGAUGGGCCAAAUUCUGGGAAUGGAUCAGGAGCCUCCCAUGGUGUCUGACAACCCUGUUACACAAGAGAUCAGUCGACGAGUUUGGUGGACCUUGAUCAUCUGUGAAUGGCUGUGCAUACCAGCCCGUCCGCCCUGCAUCCACGAGGCAGACUUCAAUGUCAGGCUGCCACUGGUCUUGUCAGAUGUAGAGUUGUCAACAGGAUUAAUUGACGAGCCAAGUAUGGCGGUCAAGAGGCCACGUCCGGUGGAUUAUCACAAUGCUAUGAUCUUCUUAGCAAAGUCGAACUAUCGCUUUCAAAUCCAAAUGGGGACCAUUGAAAAUAUGGGUGGAGAUAAUCUUCUUGAAGACCUUGUUCUGACAACGGAUGAAGCCCUAGCUAAUAUUAUCUCACAAUUGCCAGCCCAUCUUCUCGAGCUCUCUGGAGGACCAGCCAAAGACGGGGAACAAUAUCCACCCUGGGUACUGUGGCAACAAACCACAUUGUCUCUCUCAUUUUUGUUCUAUCGAAUGAAGGUGAACCGAGUUCUACAACAUCGAUGGGCCUACUCUUCGGAUGUGCUUCUUGCAAGGUCAAAAGCAAUAUGUUUAGACUCGGCCAACACUAUUGUGUCCAUGGUCAAGCAACACAAGGUUGUGUUGGCACGCCAUCGUCCGUGGGCAACAACCUCUGCCCUAUUUUCCGCUGCUUUGACCCUUGCAGCAGAGGCAAAGCGUCUUGACUCAGACGCAGCAGUGGAAUAUAUUGACAAAAUUCAAACUUGUUUCUCAUUUUUUGAAUAUAUCAAAGAUCACAGUGCUCUUGCAAUGCGAGUACUAAGUGAACUGAGGAUAUUUUGCGCUGAAAUAUGCGGUCAUUAUUCCGAAGCCACUGAUAAGACGUGA